Molecule: messenger RNA, 1402 nt
Organism: Rhagoletis pomonella (apple maggot)
Lineage: Eukaryota; Metazoa; Arthropoda; Insecta; Diptera; Tephritidae
Product: cap-specific mRNA (nucleoside-2'-O-)-methyltransferase 1-like
Biological process (GO): 7-methylguanosine mRNA capping
Cellular component (GO): cytoplasm; nucleus
Molecular function (GO): methyltransferase cap1 activity
Source: RefSeq, a predicted model, not a curated record
AGUUGCCAGAAUUGCCCUGUAAACAUACGUAAUUGUACUAUAAGAUAUGUAAAUAUCAAAAAUUGGCAUAAGUUAAAAAUUUCUUUAUUUUUUGCAGGCCCUGGUGGUUUCUCAGAAUAUAUACUUUACAGAAAAUCGUGGGAAUCAAAAGGAUUUGGAUUCACUUUUCGAGGACCUAAUGAUAAGCUCGAUAAAUUUUUUGCAGGAUCGCCAGAAUCAUUCGAUACCUUUUAUGGAAUAAGAAAAGAUGGAAAUAUAUUCUUUAAAGACAAUCAAGAUUCUUUCGCUGAAUACGUUUUGAAGCAUUGUAGAACUGGUGUUCAUUUUGUGAUGGCGGAUGGCGGAUUCUCAGUCGAAGGGCAAGAAAAUAUUCAGGAAAUACUUUCCAAGCAAUUAUAUCUCUGCCAGUGCCUAAUGGCAUUAAAAAUUCUUCGAGAAAAUGGUAGUUUUUUGUGCAAGAUGUUUGAUUUGUUCACUCCAUUUAGUGUAGGUCUUGUAUAUUUGAUGUAUAAAUGUUUUGAUCGGAUAUCUAUUUUGAAGCCCAAUAGCAGUAGACCAGCAAAUUCAGAGAGAUAUUUAGUUUGUAAAUGGAAGAAAGCAAAAAUCGAAUCCGUUUGUAAAUAUUUGGAUCACGUGAAUGAUAUCUUUAAUGAGGCUAAAGGAGAUGUUUUAGAAAUUGUCAACCGAGACGACAUUAUGAGAGACAAAAAUUUUCUAAAUUUAAUUGUCAGUAGUAAUAAUGAAAUUGGAAAAAACCAAAUUAUAGGUCUGAAAAAGAUAGCGGUAUAUUGUAGAAACACACAACUGAGGGAAACAAAGCAAUCAGAAAUCCGUAAGCGAUGUCUUGAGUUGUGGAGUCUUCCAGAUAAACUUAGACAAGCACCAGAGUCCAAGUCUUCCGAAAAGCUCCUUGAGGAGAUUCUAGGAGAUUGGAACGAUAAACUUCUAUUUAAUUCUUUGCCCACUGAACUGUAUGGUGUCGAAUACCUGCAAAACAGUAUAAACAGCAUUUACGACUGGUAUUUUGUUCCAAUUGGUAGAGGUGAAACUAAUAUUAAUACUUGCAGUAUGUUUUUAUGUAAGUCUAAAGGCUGUUUACUUCGAUAUACCGAUAGUAAGAAAUGGGAACCUGUGGAGUACAUUUUUGAAGUAUCUCCUAGAUCUAUUUUUUAUGGAGAAAUUGUGUACGAAUAUACUGCUGAGGGUAGAACACAAACGCGCAUCUGUGCUCUACAUAUAAUAGAUGCUAUCAUACUAGGUGGAACAGACGUAAGGCGUUUCAAACUUUCUGAACGUGUUCGAUUAUGUCAAAAGUAUGCUCUUAGUGUUAAUAAACCAUACAAAGAAGGAAAUUCGGGUCCCAUUCGAAGUAAAUCUUUAUAAUAUCUUAUCUUACUAAUAU